CUCCCGCAGCCCGGCUGAGGCGGCGGCGGCAGGUGGGAUCCGGAGCCAUCCGCCACGAUGGUGAAUUUCACAGUAGACCAGAUCCAAGCAAUCAUGGACAAGAAGUCCAAUAUUAGGAAUAUGUCUGUGAUUGCUCACGUUGAUCAUGGCAAAUCAACCUUGACAGACUCCUUGGUGUGUAAAGCGGGCAUCAUUGCUUCAGCCAGAGCCGGAGAAACACAAAUCACAGACACACGGAAAGAUGAGCAAGAAAGAUGUAUCACAAUCAAGUCUACGGCAAUUUCUAUGUAUUAUGAACUCUCGGACAACGACUUGGCCUUCAUCAAACAGUGUAGGGAUGGUUCAGGUUUUCUUAUUAACUUAAUUGACUCCCCUGGACAUGUUGAUUUCUCCUCUGAAGUUACAGCAGCUCUCCGUGUCACUGAUGGUGCCCUUGUUGUGGUUGACUGUGUUUCGGGGGUUUGUGUACAGACAGAGACUGUUCUGCGGCAGGCUAUUGCAGAACGUAUCAAACCAGUACUGAUGAUGAACAAAAUGGAUCGUGCUUUGCUGGAAUUGCAGCUGGAGCCUGAGGAACUUCACCAGACAUUUCAGCGUAUUGUGGAAAAUGUCAAUGUCAUCAUUUCCACCUACAGAGAGGGUGAAACUGGACCAACGGGUAAUAUUAUGAUUGAUCCAGUUAUCGGUACUGUUGGAUUUGGCUCUGGUCUGCAUGGCUGGGCAUUUACUCUGAAGCAGUUUGCUGAGAUGUAUGUAACCAAAUUUGCUGCCAAAGCUGAAAAAGCACAACUCCCUCCAGUUGAGCGUUCAAAGAAAGUGGAAGAUAUGAUGAAAAAACUCUGGGGUGAUAAAUAUUUUGAUCCAGCAACUGGAAAAUUCAGCAAAUGAGCCACCAGCCCAGAUGGAAAGAAGUUGCCAAGGACAUUUUGCCAGCUAGUUCUAGAUCCUAUCUUUAAGAUCUUUGAUGCCAUUAUAAAUUUUGAGAAGGAAGAGGCAGCCAAACUAAUAGAAAAACUUGAUAUCAAACUAGACAUUGAAGAUCGAGAUAAAGAGGGAAAACUGCUUCUUAAGGCGGUGAUGCGCUGCUGGCUGCCUGCUGGAGAUGCCUUGCUUCAGAUGAUCACCAUUCACCUACCUUCCCCUGUAACAGCACAAAAAUACCGCUGUGAACUUCUUGAGGGGCCACCUGAUGAUGAAGCUGCUAUGGGUGUCAAAAACUGUGAUCCCAAAGGCCCUCUGAUAAUGUAUAUUUCCAAAAUGGUCCCCACAUCCGAUAAGGGGCGUUUCUAUGCCUUUGGGCGAGUCUUCUCUGGUAUUGUUCCUACUGGACAGAAAGUUCAAACCAUGGGACCAAACUACACACCUGGCAAGAAAGAAGAUCUUUACCUAAAACCCAUUCAAAGAACCAUUUUGAUGAUGGGUCGUUAUGUUGAGCCCAUUGAGGAUGUACCUUGUGGCAACAUUGUUGGUCUAGUUGGUGUUGACCAGUUUUUGGUGAAGACGGGUACCAUUACCACAUUUGAACGCCACAACAUGAGGGUGAUGAAAUUUAGUGUUAGUCCAGUUGUACGGGUUGCUGUUGAAGCAAAAAACCCUGCUGAUCUACCAAAACUAGUUGAAGGUCUAAAGCGUCUGGCUAAGUCUGAUCCUAUGGUUCAGUGUAUUAUUGAAGAGUCUGGUGAACACAUCAUUGUUGGACCAGGAGAGCUGCAUCUAGAAAUUUGCCUUAAAAUUCUGGAAGAAGAUCAUGCUUGUAUUCCAAUUAAGAAAUCAGUCCCAGUUGUAUCUUACCGUGAGACAGUUGGUGAAGAGUCAAGCCGAGUGUGCUUAUCCAAAUCUCCCAACAAACACAACAGGCUGUAUAUGAAGGCUCGACCCUUUCCUGACGGCCUGGCAGAGGACAUAGACAAAGGGGAAGUCUGUUCCUGUCAAGAACUGAAACAUCGUGCGCGUUACCUGGCAGAGAAAUAUGAGUGGGAUGUGUCUGAGGCUCGUAAGAUUUGGUGCUUUGGACUUGAUGGUACUGGUCCAAAUAUCUUAGUUGACAUCACGAAAGGUGUCCAGUAUCUAAAUGAAAUCAAAGACAGUGUUGUUGCUGGUUUCCAGUGGGCUACAAAAGAGGGUGUCUUGUGUGAGGAGAACAUGAGAGGUGUUCGUUUUGAUAUCCAUGAUGUCACUCUGCACGCUGAUGCUAUUCACUGUGGUGGUGGGCAAAUCAUUCCCACUGCGAGGAGGGUUCUGUAUGCCUCUACUCUUACGGCACAACCCAGGCUUAUGGAGCCCAUCUGUCUGGUAGAAAUACAGUGCCCAGAACAAGUGGUUGGUGGGAUCUAUGGUGUGCUGAACUGGAAAAGGGGACACGUUUUUGAAGAAUCCCAAGUGGCAGGAACUCCACUGUUUGUGGUCAAGGCAUAUCUACCUGUAAAUGAGUCAUUUGGUUUUACCGCCGACUUGAGAUCCAGCACUGGUGGCCAGGCUUUUCCACAGUGUGUCUUUGAUCGCUGGCAGGUUUUGCCUGGAGAUCCUUACGAUGCAAAUUCUCAUCCUUGGCAAGUUGUGGCUGAAACACGUCAACGCAAAGGCUUGAAGGAGGGUAUUCCACCUCUGGAUAACUUCCUAGAUAAGUUAUAAUCACUUCUGUUUCAUGUUGUGUGAUGCGCUGCCCAGUUUUGUCCUGAUACCGUUUCCUCAUAAAACCAGGAAGGAAAUGGGAAGUUUUUAGAGCGUCACAUUGAAUACACACACAGUGUUAACAUGUUGUGAUGAUGGCACGAUCACCUACUAAAAGAAGAAAUAAAAAUGACGUGCUAAUUUGACUUACGGGAUUGUUGUUGCCUCUAUCUUGUCUGUGGUCACUGAUGCCUCUGUCAAAAAUACACAUUAAAAAAAAAAAAAAAUCAGUUGCCUAGGACUAAUGGUGUUCCUUACAGUUUGCCUAAUCCACAAUUGUCUUUUAACCUAGGAAGCAGCUCCCUUCGUUGUUGCUCUUGCAGAAAUUCUUGUUGAACUGUCAGGUUUUGUCCUCUCAGCCAGAAGAUGCAUUCUUUCAUUUCCAAACUUGAAUCCUCUGUGCUCUCGAAGACUGAUAGCGAAAGGCUUGCAGUUACAGUUGGUUUGAAGGUAUCUUUGAUACAGUCCACUCAAAGCAGUAACCAGAUACUUCCAUAGUGGAAACGAAGAGGUACAAAAAAAUUCAACAGAUAAGGAAAGGAGAAGAAAGAUUGGAUGCAAUAUUAAGACCAACACCUGAAGACUGCUGUGAAAGAUCAUACAAAAAAGGCAAUGAGGAAUAGUAAUGCAGCAUUAAAGGUGGGAGUACAGGGCAGACAAGAGUUACAAUACAUCCUGCUUCAAUAUUUCUUAUCCAUGUACUUUGUUCAAAUACCGUAACAGUAAUGGAAGGCAAAAAGCACCAGACGUCUGACUAAAGAAAUAAGAAAAAGGGAACACAAAAUUAGGAAAAAGUGAAAGCUGGUAAUUAGGGAAGGAAUAAUCUCAAAUACAGUUACUCAACAGAAACACAACACUUGGAAAAGCUGCUAUGUCAACAUAUAUAGACAAUACCAUUAUUCCAGCUCUAUGGAAAUGACUUGAGUUUCCUGGUCUGUAACCUCUUCCACAUACCGCACUGCUGAGGUUAUCCUUAGAGGUGUGUGGGGAGACACUGCGUACACGCAACAAAGCAGCAGAUUCAUCAGAGGAGUAAAACAGGAGGAAGUUAUUCCCAUCAAAUUAGAAAAGCCAUGAUUAGGAGGCCAUGUAAUGUGGGACAAAGCACCAUUAAGCCCUAAACACAUAAUUCCAGUUAGGUGGGAACACUGCGCAGCUACAGCUUUUAUCUUCCAAAAAGCCAAGCCUCCCCCGUGGCAAGUCGGAGUGCGGUAUUCCCAAACCGAAUACAGCAGUUACCGAAGCGACAGAAGCCAUGAGCGAGAGAUCCUAGAAAAUAAUCCCACGCUGGAAAAAGUAAUUUCUAUUUUGUCUCCUUACAGCUGCCACAGAAAGCAUGAGCUUCACUUGAUCAUCUGGUGAGGGGUGGCAGUUUCAAAGAGGGCCACCAAGGACUUUAUCAUCUAAAUUUGAGUUUAAAGGCUUUUUUUCUAUCACCUCUUAAAGUUAUCAAGCCAGAAAUUCAACUAUAGCUCGACUGUGCAUAGUUUGGACUUUUUGGUGGCGGGGAGGUGUCCUAAUUCUGACAUGACAGCACAGAGAUUGUGUAAUGCAGGGUUUGCAUAGAUAGUUUGUCCCCUCCCCAGCCCAAAGAACAUUAAGGAGGAAGAAGUCAAAGCUUAAGAUUUUGUUGCAUUUGUGAAAAACAUGAAAUCAGGAGAAAAAAAAACAACCAAUCCCAUUUACAAAGGCUUCCUCAGGUGAGGGGGAAGUGGGGAACAAGAGACAUACAACACAAGUCAUGGCUAUUUCACAAAGCUUCAUUGUCUUAAAAUGAAGUUUAUUACAGGCCUCAGUGAAAAUAUUAAAAAUUCACCAAUGCAUACA
Gymnogyps californianus (California condor) is the source of this 4497-nucleotide messenger RNA. Its product is annotated as elongation factor 2-like. Gene Ontology annotation, biological process: translational elongation. The record is from RefSeq and is a predicted model, not a curated record. Gene Ontology annotation, molecular function: ribosome binding; translation elongation factor activity; GTPase activity. Lineage: Eukaryota; Metazoa; Chordata; Aves; Accipitriformes; Cathartidae. Gene Ontology annotation, cellular component: ribonucleoprotein complex; cytosol.